Molecule: messenger RNA, 930 nt
Organism: Calidris pugnax (ruff)
Lineage: Eukaryota; Metazoa; Chordata; Aves; Charadriiformes; Scolopacidae
Gene: GPX3
Product: glutathione peroxidase 3
Exons: 5
Biological process (GO): response to oxidative stress
Molecular function (GO): glutathione peroxidase activity
Source: RefSeq, a predicted model, not a curated record
UUUUGCCCCUUUUUUUGGCUGGGCUCGUCCAGCCCGGGCAGAGCCAGGAGAGGGAGAAGGUGAAAUGCUACGGCUCAGUGCAGGGCACCAUCUACGACUACGGGGCCCUGACCAUCGAUGGGGACGAGUACGUGCCCUUUAGGAAGUACGCGGGGAAGAUGGUCCUCUUCGUCAACGUGGCCACCUACUGAGGCCUCACCCUGCAGUACCUUGAACUGAAUGCACUACAAAAUGAGCUGGGUCCCUACGGGCUCGUUGUCCUGGGCUUCCCCUCCAACCAAUUUGGGAAGCAGGAACCCGGCCAGAACUCGGAGAUCCUCCCCGCGCUGAAGUACGUCCGGCCAGGGGGUGGCUUUGUCCCCAACUUCCAGCUCUUCCAGAAAGGAGAUGUGAAUGGGGCCAAGGAGCAGAAGGUCUACACCUUCCUGAAGAACGCUUGUCCCCCAGUGGCGGAGGAGUUUGGGAACCCCAAGAACCUCUUCUGGGAGCCCCUGCGGAACCACGACAUCAAGUGGAACUUUGAGAAGUUCCUGGUGGGCCCUGACGGCGUGCCUGUCAUGCGCUGGUACCACCGUGCCAACAUCGCCGUCGUGAAGAACGACAUCAUCACCUACAUGAGGGAGCAGCAGGGCCAGUAGAGGCGGGGGAUGCUGGCUUAGGGGGUGGUCCCCCCCUAAGCUGGCCCCCCCCCUCGCUGUUGCAGGGCUGCUCCCCAUCUUUCCCCUCCCAGGAUGCUCCCCAGCAGCAGGAGUCAAACCCUGAGCCAGCACCUUGUCCCCUCCAUCGCUCCUGUCCCUGCCACCCCCAGCUGGGAUGCUGGGCAACGUGGUGGCAGAGACCUCAGUGAUGGGAGGGGAAUGUUUCCCAAUAACUCCAUGUCCCACUUCCACCCUGACCACAUCUCCUCCUGACCACCAGCUUGCCCCCUAU